Molecule: messenger RNA, 1339 nt
Organism: Harmonia axyridis
Lineage: Eukaryota; Metazoa; Arthropoda; Insecta; Coleoptera; Coccinellidae
Product: methyltransferase-like protein 22
Exons: 5
Coding region: 486-1313 (275 amino acids)
Biological process (GO): protein methylation
Cellular component (GO): nucleus
Molecular function (GO): protein methyltransferase activity
Source: RefSeq, a predicted model, not a curated record
UUUUCAGUUCCGAAACUGUAGUUCAACUUAGAAAACAUAAACUUUGUAAAACAAGACUUAUCGAUAACACAUAUUUGAAUUUGAUUAAAUGCUACUUAUUUACGUUGAGAAUCAUUUUCUUUUUUGUCGUCACUUCUAUCGUCACAAAAUAAAGAUAAAGCAAAUAAUCAUAAAUCAACGUCCUUGAAUAAAAGUGAAAAAUAAUGACGUGAUGUCAAAUAAUGAUGUUUAUUUGAAAGUGAAAGGAAAAUUUGAAUUCAAAUGGAAUUGAUGAACUGAAAGAAAGGUCUUAGGCUGAAAAUAAUUUUUUGGCAUGAUUCUCCGAAUAUGAAAAAUAUCUUAUGACAUGUUGCACAAAUAUUAUGAAAUCGUUGAGAAUCAUAUAUUCUCCACAUUGCAUAAGCUCUAUUUCACGAGAUUUUCUUCAAAAUUAUUCUGAUUGAAGAUAAUUUAUUGAAUAAUUUACAAUUUUACUUCACUGAUAAAUGGAUAACAAAGUGACUUCAGAAAUUUAUAACGAAUUCGAUUAUACCAGUCCUUUGAAACCUAUUAUCAACACCGAGAAUGUAGUUUCUAAAUUCAGAUUCAAAUGCCCCCCUAAAAAACCCCUCACGGAUAAAGAUGGAGAUAUAAUCGUCUGUAGAAAGCCAAAGAAAGAAAAUUAUAGAAUAAUUCAAAUUGAGCAUAGUAGACGUACUGCUUUAGAUUUAGUUGGUUUGCAAAUGUGGCGAGGAUCUCUAUUACUUGCAGAUUGGCUGAUCUUCAACUCAGAUAAAUUCCCGAAAGACAAUUUUAUAUUAGAAUUAUCAGGUGGUGUAGGAUUCACAGCAAUAGUUGCCUCUAUGUUCUACCCCGUAAUCUGUACAGAUGUUGAGAAAGGAGAUUUGUUUCAGUUAUUAAAUGGUAACAUCAAGAGAAAUCAGUUACUGGUCAGGAAUCCAAUUCACAUUUUAAAUUUGGAUUUUUUCACACAGAUAAUACCAAGUUUUGUGGUGGAAAAUUUGGAUAAAAUAUCUGUUAUACUGGCAGCAGAAGUUAUUUAUGAUGAUGAGCUGACUGAUGCUUUCUUGAGAACCGUGGAACAUCUGCUGAGUGUUAGUUCUACUGAGAAGGCUUUAUAUUUAACAUUUGAAAGAAGAUACGUUUUCACAAUAGAGGAUUGUGACGCUGUUGCUCCAUGUUUUGAACAUUUCUUAAGACAGAUUCAUUUGUCUAAACUGAGUUAUGAAGAAAUUCCAUUAGAUUUUCCUCAAUACUUUGAGUACGACAGAAUUAAACAAAUGGUGUUUUGCAAAUUGAAGCUUAAGGUUUGAAUUUCAUAUACUUUAAAUUUUUUGAG